UCUGAGUCUGCGCAGUAGUGUCUUCGUUCGCCGGGGCGAUCGGUCGGCUUUCAGCUGCGGUCUAGCGAAGUCACGUAGCCGUGGUUUUGCGGUGAUCAUUUAGCACAAUGGCCAGGUACCUGCGGCCCCCGAACACUUCCCUGUUCAUCAGGAACAUCUCGGACGACUCCAGGCCUGAGGAUUUGCGCCGUGAGUUCGGCCGUUAUGGGCCAAUAGUAGAUGUCUACAUUCCGGUUGACUUCUAUACACGCCGACCAAGAGGAUUUGCAUACAUUCAGUUCGAGGACGUGCGGGAUGCGGAGGAUGCACUUCACAACCUGGACAGAAAGUGGGUCUGUGGACGGCAGAUCGAAAUUCAGUUUGCGCAGGGAGACCGCAAAACACCCAAUCAGAUGAAGUCUAAGGAGAGGCGGAGUUUCUCCCGGUAUGACGACUAUGAGCGUGAUGGUCGGCGGAGGCGUUCCCGGAGCCGCAGUUACGAUAGGCGCCGCUCUCGCAGCCCGUCCUAUGAGCGGCGGCCGCGGAGGUCCGACAGCCCCAGAGACUCCUACGGGCGAUCAUAUGGGAAACACAGACGCAGCAGGAGCCGUGAAAAUGACCGGUACAGGGCCCCCCAGCGUGAGCACCAGCGCCCCCAGGGACCCCCUUCCCACAGCCGCUCCAAGUCCCGCUCCCCAUCUCACUCCAGCUCCAAGCCCAAGAAGGAGCCCGUGGCCAAGUCCCAAACCAAAUCCCGCUCCAAGUCCCUCAGCCCCGCCCCUGAGGAGUUUGGUCUGGCCUCCCGGUCCCGCGAGUCACAGAAGGAGCCUGGCCCCCAUUCGCCAUCCCGCUCGCGUUCUCGCUCCCUCUCACGAUCCCGGUCCCGUUCCAGAUCCUGGGCAGGCCGUAAGUCUGGGGGGCGCUAGCAGCCCCGCACAGCCCCGCCCUCAGUGUUUCGGUGGUUCGAUGCGGAGUAGCGCCUCUGAGCCGGACUUGCGGCGAGGUCCGGCCCGCACCCGAGCGCUUGCCUGGUCUCUUGGCGCUCCGCUUCGCCUGUCUCGUUCCCAUAUUUACCGCGGUGCGUCCCGAGGCUGUUCUGUUGGUGGCUUCUCAUGGAUGGAACUCCUCACUUGUUGACUUGGUGCCCUGUUUACCAACUAGUCUUUUUUUCUUUUUGACUAAAAUCUGAACUUGACAGUUUAAAGCUUUUAGAAUUUUUUUUAAUGCAGUCGUUCCUUUUUCUUUGAAUGUUGUUACGGUUCUCUGCUUCCAUUACCGUCAUUUCAGACCUCAAGUCUUCCACAUCUACAGUAUACAAAUAAAUAUAUAAUAACGUUUGUUUUACCUGGUUUUGUUACAUGAUAAACUUCCACUAGUUCCCUCCCCAGCGCUUUUUAUUCCUCCCUUUUACUUUUGUGGAAAAAAAAUAUUCGAUGGUUCAGUUUAACCCUUUUAGUUAAUAGUGUAAUGUCUUGGUUUUGUCCAUCUGUGCAUUUAAAGUGUGUAUUUACACAUUUGAUUACAUGCAGUUGUGGUGAGCAGUGAAAAACAUGUAUACUUCGUUACUAUGAUGGCCAUGUGAUUUCUUUUAGUAAAGUUCCUUUGGGGAAAAACUCAAUUUGCAGGAGUCUGUUAUCCAUGCAAUGUGGUCACGGCAGCUUAAGAAUGUAAGCCGACGGGGCAGGACUGCAAGGGGGUGUAACUGUAAAAUAGGCCAGAGGCCGAUUCCCCAGGGAGGGGUGACCUGUAUCAGGCUGGUAGGCACGGAAUGAGCUGCACUCUGCAAUGUUAGAUGUGCAUGGAUGGCUGUGCUUAAAGACCACAUACUGCUGUUCGGUGAUUCAUAGGGCAUCAGCAUGUUCUGUGAUGGAUGGCCGAAAUGGACCGAGGGGGGGGUUUGGUCUGACCCCAAUCGGUCUGAAGGCAGCAAGGAUGCUUAGCAGGACUUAACAGUGCAGAAUGUGCCUGCACGUGAUCCUACGCCGGAGGCGAUCGCCCAGGCAUGAAAAUGAAACCCUGCCGCACCCACCAAGCAUCAACCUAAGGCAGCACUAAGACUCGACUGACACCUCAUGGGAAACGACCAGGCCUGCAGUGUUAACAGUGACGGUGCAUUAUUGCUAGUGAUGACAGUCUCAGUUUGCGACAGGGAUAUUACACGAUGAGCCAGUGCCGUGAUAUCCUCUACUAGUAUUUUCCUUGAACUUUCCUUCAAUAAAUCAAAUGAUCAUUUUAAAACUCUAGUGUUUACACUCAGGUUGUCUUCUGUAUCAGUGUAAAGAUCAGAAAAUAAAGUUAUGAGAAGCAAAA
Paramormyrops kingsleyae is the source of this 2289-nucleotide messenger RNA. It is a transcript of the gene srsf10a, whose product is annotated as serine and arginine rich splicing factor 10a. NCBI's taxonomy places the organism in Eukaryota, Metazoa, Chordata, Actinopteri, Osteoglossiformes, Mormyridae. Gene Ontology annotation, molecular function: RNA binding. The record is from RefSeq and is a predicted model, not a curated record.